UGGAUGGAGUCACGUGGGGCACCCCUGAUCCUGCAGGAUGUUCCCAGAAUUGAACGACAUCCUUGGUACAACUCCCGAAACCUGCGAGCAGGGAAAAGCUGUGCUCCUUUGUGAUAAGCAGACAGAUGGAAGUUUCCUUGUACAUCACUUUCUUUCUUUUUAUCUUAAAGGAAACUGCAAGGUUUGCUUUCUUGGCCUGGUCCAGUCUUUCAAUCAUUAUAGCCUUGUUGCCCAAAAGCUAGGUAUUCAGCUAUCUACAGCCAGAGAGAAAGGGCAACUGGUGUUUCUAGAAGGGCUCCGGUCUUCUCUUGACUCCGUACUUACGGAGCAACAGGACAGUAGGUCACCAACACUGUCCCCUUUUGAGUUUCUCAGCUCACCUGAUACAAGUCUUAAUUGCUUGUAUGAAUUUGUUCGUGUCUCACUAUCGGAAACCAACGAAAGUACUUGGAAAUUUCCAGUACUGAUAAUAGAUGACCUCAGUGUCUUGCUCAGCCUGGGAGUGAGUGCUGUAAAUAUCUUGAAUUUCAUGCAUUACUGCAGAGCUACAAUAUGCUCAAAAUUUAUGGGAAACAUAGUGAUGCUGGUGCAUAACACUGAGGAUUUGGAAGACGAAGAAAAUAAUUUUGUUGUCAAAUCCCUGAGUCACCAGUGCCACCUAAUAUUGCAGGUAGAAGGAUUGACAACUGGCUACUGCAAGGAUAUCCAUGGUCAGCUUACAAUGACUUAUCGUUCCCCUUCACCUGUAAAGACUGAAAGAAAUAUAACCAAAAUCUUCCAAUACAAAAUACAAGACAAAAAUGUGAACUUUUUUGCCAGAGGAACCUCAUCUUCUGUGCUCUAGGGAAUUCCAUUGGAAUUGUUUCACUGCUGUGAGAAAUGGACAUGAGUCUUGCCCAGUUAACUUUUUUUCAAAUGCACAUGGAUUUAUCAUGCAGAGCAACUACAAGAUCCCUGGACUUCAAACAUGUGUAUUUGAUUUCAAAACGUUUUCAUAAGGUAUGCGAUUGUAUGUCACGUUUGUGUAAGAUAUUAAUUCGUCUGCAAAGAUACAGUUUCUACACCAUACUAUCCAUUGUAAAGUUUAUACUUGGUUUUUUUCGUGUCCUAUGACUUCACUAUUUUAAUUUAUGGGCUAGUAUUCAGCAGUUCAAACCGAUUAAAAAAAUAUUUGUAGUUCUUUUUAAACUCUCAAUCUUUUUGUUUCGUUUUUUCUCACACUUUUGAUCUUCUCUUCUGUCUGAACAGUCAUCUUUUUUAAAU
Messenger RNA from Hemiscyllium ocellatum (epaulette shark), 1263 nucleotides. It is a transcript of the gene elp6, whose product is annotated as elongator acetyltransferase complex subunit 6. Gene Ontology annotation, cellular component: elongator holoenzyme complex. Gene Ontology annotation, biological process: tRNA wobble uridine modification. NCBI's taxonomy places the organism in Eukaryota, Metazoa, Chordata, Chondrichthyes, Orectolobiformes, Hemiscylliidae. The record is from RefSeq and is a predicted model, not a curated record. The transcript is spliced from 7 exons. The coding region runs from base 38 to 844 and encodes 268 amino acids.